AUGGACCAUAGCAAUAAAUGUAAUUAUGGACAUUGGAAUCUCUCAAAUCCUGCAUCUGCCAUAAAUAGGACUCAAAAGCACAAUUCUUCUCUUCUUCGGCUCUAUUGCCUGGCAUUCACAUGCCAAACAACUGCAAGAAUGGCUAUGGGUAUCAUCUUUAGAGCAUCCAUUCUCAUGGGAUUGCUUUGUUAUGGUUUGCUUUCUGGUCCAGCAAUUGUCAUGGCCGAUGUAACAAAUGAGACAUGGCUGAUAUACCAGGGUCUAUGCACAACAAUUGCAGAGUGUAUUGCAACUUGUAAGAAAGAAAAAUACCCUGAUGGAGGCGUUUGCAGAAGGCCUUCUAUUGAUUCACCCUACGAUGGAAAGACCAUCCAAUCUUCAAUGAGUUCAGGGAACAAGAAAAAAGGUGGAUUCAGGGCUUGCAUAUUUGUAUUUGUUUUGGCAACUCUGGAAAAUAUUGGAUUCGUCGCCAACAUGUCGACAAUUGUUCUCUACUUUCAUUUGGUGAUGCAAUUUAAUCUAUCCACUUCUGCAAACACCCUCACAAAUUUCUUGGGAUCAACUUUCUUGCUCACAAUAUUGGGAGGUUUCAUAUCAGACACUUACUUGAACAGACUCUACACAUGCUUACUGUUUGGAUUCUUGGAAAUCCUGGGGUUGGUUUUGCUCACCAUCCAAGCGUAUUCUGAUAAGUUCCAGCCUGAUCCUUGCCAAAAAUCAACUUGUGUGAAAGGUGGUCAAGCUGUCAUGUUUUACGCAUCCAUUAGUCUAUUAGCUCUUGGUGGUGGUGGAGUUAAGGGAUCAGUUGCAGCACUUGGUGCUGAUCAAUUUGAUUCAAAAGAUCCAAAGGGAGCUAAGGGACUUGCAAGCUAUUUCAACUAUUAUCAGUUCAGUGUAAACAUUGGAUCAAUAAUAGGUGUUACUGCUGUGGUCUGGGUAGCAAUGAACAAAGCUUGGUACUGGGGAUUUUUCAUUGGUUUGGUUGGUGCAUUUGUCGGUUUUGUAGUUCUUGCACUUGGAAAGCCUUUCUACUGUUACCAACCUCUAGCCACAAGCCCUCUGAUAAAGAUAUCUCAGGUUAUUGUUGCAGCCAUUCGAAACAGAAAAUUAUCAGUACCAGAAAAUUCCAAUGAGUUAUAUGAGAUUGAUGACAAAGAAAGAGAUGCAUCUGAAGAAGCGAUUGCACACACUAGCCAAUUCAGGAUUUUAGACAAGGCUGCCGUCCUUAAAGACGAGAUGUCUCCACAGCCUUGGAAAGUAUGCACAGUGACACAAGUGGAAGAAGUAAAAAUACUGACAAGAAUGCUCCCAAUACUUUUGAGCACAGUUAUAAUGAAUACAUGCUUGGCUCAGUUGCAGACAUUUUCAGUUCUUCAAGGAUACGACAUGGAUGCUCAUAUAGGAUCCAUACAGAUCCCUACAGCUUCAAUUCCAGUGAUCCCACUUCUUUUCAUGGCUAUUCUUAUACCACUCUACGAGUUCUUAAUCGUCCCACUCGCACGAAAAAUCACAGGCCAUCCAUCAGGUAUCACACAACUUCAGCGUGCAGGCGUUGGCCUUGUGCUCUCAAUUAUCUCAAUGGGAAUAGCUGGAGUUAUUGAGGUCAAAAGAAGGGAUCAAGCACUGCUGGUUCCGCCUAAGAAAAUGAGCCUUUUCUGGCUUGCUUUCCAGUAUGGUGUUUUCGGAAUUGCAGACAUGUUUGCAAUGGUUGGACUGAUGGAAUUCUUUUACAAGGAAGCUCCCAAUGGGAUGAGAUCUCUUGCUACUUCUUUUGCAUUGUUAUCUCUCUCAUUUGGAUAUUUCUUGAGUACUGCCUUUGUCAGCAUUGUUAAUGCUGUUACCAAGAGGGUCACUCCAAGCAAACAAGGCUGGUUAGAGGCACCAUAUCUGAACCAGAAUAAGUUGGAGCUUUUCUACUGGUUUCUUGCCAUCCUAAGUUUUCUCAACUUUGCUAACUAUCUCUACUGGUCUUCAUGGUACAAGUACAAGUCAGAUUCAAAGAAUUCUGAAGCUGAAGACAAGGCUAUUGAUCCACUCCUCGGACAGAAGACAUCAAUUGAGGAUAAAGAAUAA
This is a messenger RNA of Coffea eugenioides, 2073 nucleotides long. Its product is annotated as protein NRT1/ PTR FAMILY 4.6-like. Gene Ontology annotation, biological process: transmembrane transport. NCBI's taxonomy places the organism in Eukaryota, Viridiplantae, Streptophyta, Magnoliopsida, Gentianales, Rubiaceae. The record is from RefSeq and is a predicted model, not a curated record. The transcript is spliced from 7 exons. Gene Ontology annotation, molecular function: transmembrane transporter activity. Gene Ontology annotation, cellular component: membrane. The coding region runs from base 1 to 2073 and encodes 690 amino acids.